UCGACAAUGUUUACUUAAUUGUUUUUCAUGGACUUGGAAUUUCAAUAUAAAUAUCUUUUAAGUAAUAACUAACUAACAAAAUAAGAGAAUCAAGUUACUACUUUAGUAAAUUCCUAUCAUAAAAGGCUGCAGAUAUAAAAAUCGUAUGAAACGAGUACCAAAUAUGUUAUAAUAAAAGAUUCAAGUGAAAGCUUUGUGGGUUUUUAUUUACGAAGCGUAAAAAUCAUUAAAAUGGAUAUACCAGUGCAAAUAGCGAUCCGCCUUAAACCUCCAAGCAUUGCAGACUCUUUGCAGUGUAUAUUUAGUAAUCCAGUGACCCAAAUAGUGAUAACUGAAAGUGGCCAGACUUUUCACGUCAACAGAGCUCUACCAGUCGAUUGUACCCAAGCACAUCUGUUUAACUCAUUUAUGAUACCACAAAUUAACUGUUUUCUGGAUGGAUGUGACACAUCAGUAGUAGUUUUUGGCCAAGCAAGGACUGGAAAAACUUACACUUUAUUUGGACCAGGUUUUGAAUGCAUACAUAGUGAGUGUGACCAAGGAAUAAUUCCACGAUUCCUUACUGAUAUCUUUCACAAGCUUAGUCAAAUGCCAGAAAGAGAAUUUAUAUUACACAUUACAUGGAUGCAAGUUGUCAAUAAUAAUAUAUUUGAUGUGCUGGGAGCUGGAUUAGUUAGGUGUUGUAAUGUUGAAGAAGCGUUUCAAUAUCUACAACUAGGAUGGAGACAAAGGUGUUUAGGAAACAACCAUACAGUGUUUACAGUAAGCAUGGAACAAAAAUGGGUGGGCACAAAUGGUGUUCUUAAUCACAGAAUGUCCACAGCUAGUUUCUGUGAUCUAGCUGCAUAUCCUGAGCCUAGUCUCUUCGCUUUAGAGAACAUUAUAAAAGAAUUGGUAGCUGGAAAUCCUCCUAAGCAAAUAAACUAUGACCAGUGCAUCCUCACAGCGAUGCUGCGUGAUUCAUUUGGUGGUAGAGCAUUCACUUGGGUUAUUGGCUGCAUAAGUACAGAGCCAGAGGACUACCAAGAUACUUUAAAAAUUUUAAAUAUAUGUCUAUGUUGUAGAGGUAUCAAAAAUUUUGUUACUGUAAAUUUAUUUGCUGAUAACAACACUCCUGUGUACACAGAAAAAAGUGUUCUACCAGCUGACAACAGCUUUAACUUACAAUUUGCAACAACUCAAUGGAUAAAACUAGUCUCGAAUGCAGAGGGAUUGUUCAAUAAGAUAUUACAAUCAAAGUCUUUAUCAGAGACGGAUAUGAAUCAAGUUAGUGAGUGGUUGUUUUUAAAAGCUGAAUGUGAUGAGUGUUUAAAUGGAGAUAUUGGUGGUGAUAAUAAAGAUGUUGCUACAAAACAAGGGUUACCAAGAAUAGCAGAGGAUACUGAGCCAAGUGAACCAAGUGAGUCUGAUGAUGAAUCAGAUUCGGAAGACAGUCAUUCAGAAACAGUAUUUCAGGAUAAGGUUGAGAAAUAUAUGGAUUACUUUAGAGAAAAAAAUGAUCAGCUGUUUGCUGAAAGAUGUGAAGAAUAUUUAAAUCAUAUUGAUUCAGAUGAUAUUACUAUUUCGGAGACCAGUGGUUCACAAUCUCUGCCAAUAAUGACAUCACAGUCAAAUUCAGGACGGAGAAGAACAAUCCAGCCAGGUGAGAGCUUAUCUGGAGCGGAACUAGAGUUGUUAAGGAAAGUAGCAGCUAAAGCUAUAUCACCAGAAUCUCAAAAAAUAAUUAUAGAAUCUCAUAAAAAAGAUGUAGAUCCGGAACCAAAAUUGAUAGAAAGGGAACUCCUUAAAAUGAUUGAUUCUCCAAAGACUGCUGAAUUAUGUAAGAAGUAUAAAAUGACAAAAGAAAAAUAUGCUCAGAAACAAAUUUUAGCAAGGAAAAUUUCAAAGGAAAUAAGUAGUAGUCAGACACAACUUAAGGAGUUGAUUAAUCUUUGUAUUGCCAAAGAAAGAUUGAUUAAUGAUUUAACAAAGGCAAUAUGUAUUAAUAAUCCAAAUAAAAUUUACACAGAUAAAUUUGAAUGUAGAUUAGGUGAUCAAGAUGCUAUCAAAGAGAUAAAAAGACACGAAACAAACCUGAAAACAUAUAAGAAACAAAUUGACCAAAUCAAAAGACAAAUUAAGAAAGACGAAAAAAGAAGAAAUACUUUAGAUGUAGAACUAGUUAAAGAUAAACUAAAAUUAGAUGAAUUAUCAGAAACUUCUGUUGACAUGAAAGACAAAAAAGCACAUACAUUAAAACAUUUCACAAAUAGAAUAACACAGUUAGAUAGUAUUUUAAAAGAAAAGACCCAGGAUUUGGCAAAUUUAGAAUUAUCUAAAGAUAAGGAGCUUUUACUUAGGAAGGAAAUCAAAAAUUUACGUAAAACAAGGGAAUGUUUACAUGAACAGAGAUGUAGUUUGGGACAUAAGAGGAAAAUAUACAAGUCUUUAUCUGACUCUGAGGAAAGAAAAAUACUUGAGUGUGAAGAAGCUAUAGAAGCAAUAGAUACAGCGAUAGAAUAUAAAAAUAAUUUAAUCUGUGGCAAAUCGCCGGCUGCUUCGCUGUCAGAUUCACAGGAGAACAAAGAGUCACGGACUCGAGGUGAACAGAUGCUGAUGGCCAGGCUGGACAAGCUGUCUCAUGACGAAAUGAAGUCAUUACUCUAUAGGUAUUUUGAAAAGGUGGUAGACUUGCGCGGCGCGUGCGCAGCGCUGGAGGCGGGCGCGGCGGCGGCUGCGGCGGAG
Papilio xuthus (Asian swallowtail) is the source of this 2724-nucleotide messenger RNA. RefSeq names its product kinesin-like protein costa (gene cos). Gene Ontology annotation, cellular component: microtubule associated complex. Gene Ontology annotation, biological process: spindle elongation; mitotic spindle organization; microtubule-based movement. Lineage: Eukaryota; Metazoa; Arthropoda; Insecta; Lepidoptera; Papilionidae. The annotation marks the transcript as partial. Gene Ontology annotation, molecular function: microtubule binding; ATP binding; microtubule motor activity. The transcript is spliced from 4 exons. The record is from RefSeq and is a predicted model, not a curated record.